UUUGUAUAUACUAGUUGUGUAUCUUGCAAAUGAUUUUCACAUUUACUAAAUUGAGCAAGUACAUUCUACAGUGACAGGGUUAUACAGAAAUACACUUGCUGCAAUUGAUGUCAAUUCCAUUGAUGCUGGUCAAUGGGUCAAUACUACCAAGAAAUAGAAUGAGAUACAAAUUUUUUGACCUUUUAUUUUAUUGACUUGUAUUGAUACAAAUUCAUUUUAUUAAUAAACUUGAAUACUGUAUUUAGUUUUACACAUCUGAGCAAAAUGUCAUUAUAGCAAAAUAUAAAUUUUAUGUUUAUAUGCGUAACACAGACAGUCACUAGCAGUCUUUAUUAGUCAGUUGUCAGUGAUACGUUUGCGUAUUGUGUUGAGAUUAGUGUCAUUAUGCAGUUAAAUAUAUAUAAAAAUAAAAUUUAUUAUUUUUAAUGUCAUCAAAUAUAUUGUUUAUACAAAAAAUUAAAAACAAUAAAGACAAAUAAAUAAUUUAUAAUUGUCUUUAUAUAUUAUCAAAAACAAAAAAAAAAAAAAAUCAAAAUGAAUAAAAACGUUGUUCUCAAGAGUGUUCGAGUAAUUGACAUUGAAAAUUAUGAACCAAAAACAGAAACACCAGCUGACUAUGAAACAGCAAUAGCAGCAACUGGAUUUGGAUUAUUUAACAUCUUGGUAGUAUUGGCUGCAAUGCCAAUUGCGUGGGCAGGUGCUUUCAAUAUGUCAACAUCGGCCUUUAUCUUGGCUUCAAGUGAAUGCGAUUUAGAAUUAACAUUUUUACGCAAGGGUAUUCUCAACAGUAUGGUAUACUUUGGAAUGAUAAUGAGUCCAUUUUUCUGGAGUUUUAUAAUGGAACGAAUGAAUCGUAAAGCUAUUUUAAUGAUAGGACUUUUAAUGGAUGCAAUGUGCAAUAUUCUUUGCAGUAUUAUUGACUCUUAUUAUAUUUUUUUACUAUUCAAAUUUAUAUCUGGAACAAUUGUUAGUGGGCCAUACACCUUACUUGUUCCAUAUAUCAAUGAAUUUCAUUCGGUUAAUUAUCGUGCAAAAUUUACAACAUGCUCUGGACUUGUUUUUGGUAUUGGAUUUAUUAUUCCAGCUGCUUUAGCUGUUAUUGUAACACCUCAAAAUUGGACAAUUGAAAUAUUUAAUUAUGUCUUUUUAUCAUGGAGAAUAUAUCUUAUGAUAUGUACACUACCAUCAAUCAUUGGGAUUUUAACAAUGAGUUUACUUCCUGAAAGUCCAAAACGUCUUAUUGAAGAUGGAAAUACAUCAAGUGCUCAUGAUUUAUUAAAACGAAUUUAUCAAAUAAAUAAUUGGGAAUCAAAACACAUGUAUCCAAUAAAUAAAUUAAAAGAGGAUUAUUUUGAAGACAAAAAAGCACCAAGUUUUAUACCAGAAAUAUCACAAUCAUGGAAUAAUUUAAAAUCACUAUUUUCAAAACCACAUCUAGGAAUAUUUUUAUUAAUUAAUAUUCUACAUUUUGGAAGUAUGCUCGCAUUCAACACGAUGAGAUUAUGGGUGCCCCAGAUUUAUCAGAUAAUAAGUAAUUUUGAUAGUUCAACAUGGGAGUGGUCAAAAGGAUGGCCAACCACAUGUGACUAUCUGGCAAUGGCAAUCAUUCCCAAUAAAUCCAAUUCAACGAUUUAUUCAAAUCCCAAUUGUGUUCAGUGGAAAAUAAAUCCGUCAGUUUAUGUUAACUCAACUUUAAUUGCAAGCUCAGCAAUUGGUUUUUCAUUUUUAUUUGCUUUAUUUUAUACAACGAGACAACGUAAACGUGGAGUAAUGUUUUUUUGCUUUGUCAUUGGGAUACUCUGUGGUUUUGGAACAAAUUGGGGUGGCUAUGUACCCUGGAUGUUAACACAAGCUGCAAUAGUUGUUGUUACAGGGAGAACAACAGCAAAUAUAAUUAUGUCUGUUAACAACAAUAUCAUUCCACAAAACUUGAGAACUACUGCAACAACUUUUGUUACAAAUAUUGGUAGUUUUGGAAGUAUAAUAGGAAAUUUGGGUUUUUCAUGGCUUUUGGAUUUCAGUUGUUUGACUGGAUUUUUAUCAAUAGCUAUAAUUUUAUCAGUUUGUUUAUUGCUAUCAGUAUUUAUUCUUCAACCAGAAAAAAACAAGAUAAAAAAUAAAAAACAAAGUUCAACAGUACCGUGAGCUGGAUUUUUUAGAUGGAAUAAUUUUUAAAAAAUGAUUAUGACAGUUGGUUGAUGUCUGUUAUUAUCUAUUUGGUUUGUUUGUCUUAUAAAUCAACAAAACAAACAGAGGGUGAUGUUAAUUUUUUUUAUAUUUUAAGCCUUUUUUAAACAAGUUAUUAAAGACUUUAUAAAGUGUUUUUCGCCACAAGUGUGUAAACAGAAGAAAAAAAAAAAAAACAAAUUGAAAUACAAUUAAGACUGGUGGAUUCAUUCGACAUAUUUUUUUUCUAUCGGAAUUUAAAAUUCAACUUGUGUUAAAGUGAAUAGGGAUUGAAAAACUUUUAUGCUAAUUAAUUAUAGUAAUUUAAGUAGUAGGAAAAAAAGAGACUGUAGAUUUUAUGAACGAUUGAAAUUAGUAUUUGUGUAUAUAUAGUUGGUUAUUUGAACUCUUGAUAAAUGUACAAAGUACCAGAGUAUAAGAUAUAUAUAUGUUGUUUUAGAUAUCAAAUGCUUAUCUUAAUUAACAAACUUUGAUAUUGUAGUUUCUACAAUCUUGAUUGAAUUGUAAUUAAUAUUGAAAUUUAAUGAGUAUUUUAUUAAUUUUUAUGAUGCUUGCCAAGUUUUUUUUUUUAAAUACUGAAUGAAUAAUUUUUAAUUUUUAAACUUUUCAUCAAGCCAUCAUCAAAUUUCAUUAUUAAUUAAAAUUACUAAAAUUUCGUUAAUUAAAAAAAUAUGAUAAACUCUAGAUAAAUAAAAAAAAACCUCUAGGAAAAUUGAUAUAAUUAUAAAUUAAUUUAUAUUUCAAAUGAAAAAUAAAUUUAUACUCAAUCAACAAAAA
Aphidius gifuensis is the source of this 2964-nucleotide messenger RNA. RefSeq names its product synaptic vesicle glycoprotein 2B-like. NCBI's taxonomy places the organism in Eukaryota, Metazoa, Arthropoda, Insecta, Hymenoptera, Braconidae. Gene Ontology annotation, cellular component: membrane. Bases 535 to 2145 code for a protein of 536 amino acids. Gene Ontology annotation, molecular function: transmembrane transporter activity. Gene Ontology annotation, biological process: transmembrane transport. The record is from RefSeq and is a predicted model, not a curated record. The transcript is spliced from 13 exons.